Molecule: messenger RNA, 5278 nt
Organism: Salvelinus fontinalis (brook trout)
Lineage: Eukaryota; Metazoa; Chordata; Actinopteri; Salmoniformes; Salmonidae
Product: peroxisome proliferator-activated receptor delta-like
Exons: 10
Coding region: 396-2423 (675 amino acids)
Biological process (GO): negative regulation of inflammatory response; cell differentiation; hormone-mediated signaling pathway
Cellular component (GO): nucleus
Molecular function (GO): nuclear receptor activity; RNA polymerase II cis-regulatory region sequence-specific DNA binding; zinc ion binding
Source: RefSeq, a predicted model, not a curated record
GACAGAAGUGCGUGUGACAGAUCGUGGAGCUGAAGAAAAACAAAAAACUUUGGGAAUAACAUGUCCUUCUACUGUUCGACCAACAUGCUCUGCCUAUUAACGCACGAGAUAUGCAACGAAUGAACUAAUAGGCGACAAGCGUAUUAUAUUUACGUUUUUUUUUAAAGUCGCAAUUCGAGUUUGUCAGGUAGAAGAAGCUGGGAAAACAGAAAUAACGUUCCGUGUGUUCGUUAAUGAACGUGGAAUAAGAGUCGGGGAACACAUCAGCAGGCGAAAUUCAGACUCUCCCGGAUCCUACUGCUUGGAACAAUUGUUUGCAUGCAGCAAAGCAGGGCGGCGAUGGUGUUGCCAUGACCGAGGGCGGCUGAGAGUCAGAGGAGAAGCUACGCAGCACCAUGGAGGGCACCAGGGCCGCCGUCUUAGCGCCGGUCAAAAGCAAAGCCCCUCGACGGGAUCGGAAGCGGCGUGUCGGAGCUUUGGUAAGGAAAGGGGGAGUCUGCCGGAACGGGACCACCUCCCCACAUGGGGAGUGCACAUCGGACGGAGCGAGAGGGCUUGAGUCCUCCUUGGAGGUGCUAAAACCAUCCCUGCUGUCGAAGGGGCUGGGAGAGAGAGUGGGGGAGAAGGAGGGGGUGCGAGGAGCAGAGGUGUCACCUGAGAGGGAGGAGGGCCUUGGCUCCUGGGACAUGAAGUCUCAUGACGAAGAGGUUGUGCAGCAGGAGCAAGAGGAUCAGCAGGAAAAGGGGAGUAGUAACAACCACAGCACCUCCAAUACAGACAGCCCUGCCCUCUCCAGUAGCUGCACAGAUUCACAGUUUCCUCUCUAUGCUCCUGACUGCAUAUGCUGCUGCUGCUACUGCUGCUGCUGCUACUGCUGCUGCUGCUACUGCUGCUACUGCUGCUGCUGCUACUGCUGCUGCUGCUGCUGCUGCUGCAGGGAGGGGAGGUGUUGUCCAGCACCUGUUUGCUACAACACCUUGCUUGUUUCAGCGAGGAGCAACAAAGUUUCAUCAUAUUCUAAAGAGUCCAUGUUACUGCGGGAACAGACUCAAGCGUGCAAAUGCCAGGUCGUUCCAUCUUCAGUUAGCUGGUCGUUCCACACAACAACAAACGGUUUUGAUGUUUUUGAUCUGUCCCAGACGUCGUCUCCAUCGCUGUCGGACCAACUCCUCCUGGGUCGAGAGGAUGGGACGGGGGCCGGGAUCAAUGUGGAAUGUCGUAUCUGUGGAGACAAGGCCUCAGGGUUCCACUAUGGAGUACACGCCUGUGAGGGUUGCAAGGGGUUUUUCCGGCGGACCAUCCGUAUGAAGCUGGACUAUGAGCGCUGUGAGCGCAGCUGUAAGAUCCAGAAGAAGAGCAGAAACAAGUGCCAGUACUGCCGCUUCCAGAAGUGCCUGCUGCUGGGCAUGUCCCAUGACGCGAUCCGGUAUGGCCGCAUGCCGGAGGCAGAGAAGAGGAAGCUGGUGGCGGGCCUCCUGGCGGGAGAGAAAGUCCCGACCACCAACCCUAAUGGCUCAGAUCUCAAAUCCCUGGCCAAGCGAGUCAACAACGCCUAUCUGAAGAACCUCAACAUGACCAAGAAGAAGGCUCGCAGCAUCCUCACCGGAAAGACCAGCUCCAGCCCAGUAGCGUAUCCAUAUCCCUUUGUGAUUCACGACAUGGACUCCUUGUGCCAGGCUGAGAACGGGCUGGUGUGGAAACAGCUGAUCAACGGCACGACCCCCAACAAGGAGAUAGGGGUACACGUGUUCUACCGCUGCCAGUGCACCACGGUGGAGACGGUCAGGGAGCUCACUGAGUUCGCCAAGAGCAUCCCCGGCUUCGUAGACCUCUUCCUCAACGACCAGGCAGAGCAGGCAACAGAUGGCACACAGACAGCUGAGUUGGGGACAGAUAUGCAGGGACAGACUGGCAGAGACAGGGAGUCUCAGGUGACGCUGCUGAAGUACGGCGUCCACGAGGCCAUCUUCGCCAUGCUGCCCUCGCUCAUGAACAAGGAUGGGUUGCUGGUGGCCAAUGGAAAGGGCUUUGUGACCCGGGAGUUCCUGCGCAGCCUGCGGCGCCCCUUCAGUGAGAUCAUGGAGCCCAAGUUUGAGUUUGCGGUCAAGUUCAACGCCCUGGAGCUGGAUGACAGUGACCUGGCACUGUUCGUGGCCGCCAUCAUCCUCUGUGGAGACCGUCCGGGGCUGAUAAACAUCAAGCAGGUGGAGGAGAUUCAGGACAACAUCCUGCAGGCCCUGGACCAGCACCUGCUGGCCAACCACACUGACUCAAAGUACCUUUUCCCCAAGCUGCUCAACAAGAUGGCUGACCUGCGCCAGCUGGUAACUGAGAACGCCAUGCUGGUCCAGAAGAUCAAGAAGACAGAGUCCGAGACCUCGCUGCACCCGCUGCUGCAGGAGAUCUACAAGGACAUGUACUGACUGAACUGAUUUAGCUUCCGAGUACAGCGGCAGUGUUCACUCACUCCUGGUUUCUGGGAUUGGGAGUCACAUGGAGUGCAUGUUUUUGUUCCAGCCCAUCAUUAACACACUAUUCACCUCAUCAGCCAAUCAACCACGACCUUGAUCAGUUGAAUCAUGUGUGUCAGCGUUUAUUCUGACGUCUCAAUAAAAUAAUGAGGAAACCGCUGGCUGGUGGGAGUUAUAACUACGUAUAUGUAGCUGCACACUCUUGUUCAGAUGCAAUUGAUUUAUUAUAAAUCACCGUAGUUUGGGCAGCAAGUUGCCUUCAUCAUGGUCUCUUGACUGUACGAAUGACAUGUACUGACCUGGAAUGGAGCAAGAGACUGAUGGGAGACAUACAGAGUAACAUACACCCUACCACAUAUUAAACGUGUGUGAGUGUUUGGGCUCCCGAAAUAGAAGGUGAUUUGUGCUGUUUCAAGUGGAUGCUGUUGUAUAGCAGGCUUUUAACUGUGGUUGGACAGGACUGAAGCAGUUGAAGGGCUUGUAGUGUCCUGCUCUGAACGUGGUGAAGGUGCAGUGUCGAGGUAUUCAUUUCCAGGAGAAUACCAAACAGCUCAUCAACCAACGCCACAACAAAACCAAGACUCCUUUUUUCCCCCUAAAUGUUACAAGGAUGAUCAGCGUUGCUCUUUUUAUAUAACAGAUUUUUGUGGUCUCUCCCGAUGCGCAGUGUUUUUUACAACGGUCAACACAUUCUUAACCCUGCGGUUCAGGGUCAUUACCAGACUUUGUUCUGCCAUUGUUUGUGUUACAAACUUCCUGAGAAGCCAUGAUGCUGAUAUUCAGGAAAAUGCUGGUUCUGAUUGCCUGUACAAAUGAGGGUUGUCGGCAACCAUAGGUGUCCCCUGACCGUCCGUCCCUACCAUCCCAUCCUAAGGCCAUAACACUGGGAUAAGCUAUCACCAAACCCCCCUUAGUUCUCCUUUCCACAUAUGUAUAAAUUCACACCCCUCAACCUCCCACUGAUCUAAUCAUAGAACGGUUUGGAUUUGUUUGAUAACUCAGUCCCGGGUUCAAAGAACCUCCCUUCUGUGCUAGUGAACAAAAUCCAUCGUCACACCCCCAGAGAAUGUGUGAUAGUAGGAGCUGUGAUUUUGUGUAUGCCUUUUAUAUAUGAAUCUCCUCCAUUUGAGGUCCACCCCCAGCCCUUCUCCUCCUGUUAGACCAGGAAGCACACCCAGUCCAGUCAGUCUCACUUUUCAAUGGACACGUACAUUUAUAGAUUCUUACAACAUCCUAACCUCAAUACCUUUUAUGUUUUCUUUUGUGUACAACUGAUGGGUCUAAAACCAUGGGAUGAUGCUGUGUUGUCAUACUGUGAAGGAGAACCUGAUCACAGUGUCUGUAUAAGACGUUUUGAAUGCCUGAUUUUACUUAAGUUUACUUAAUUAUGUAUAAUUGAAGUAUGGUAUGUAUAUAUUUUUUUCAGCCAGGUGGUGUUCUGUUAACUGCGCACAGUCGACAAGCCAAACUCUAACAGUACUUUUCUCAUAUUAUGAGCUUCCCGCUUUCUUUCUUUUCCACUCUUCUUAUUAUUCCGCUAAGUAUGGUGCUAUGGAUUUGGCCAGCUAUCGCUCCCUCGCGCAGUCUAACUUCUGGCAGGGAAUGACCCGUUCAUAAUACUUAGAGAAAAAUGGAUCCGUCUCCCUUGGUUCCUUCCUAUCGCUUUCACUUCUUCACUGAUCUCAAAAGGCCUGGUCAAAUGAAAGCAAUACAGCAAACACUUCUGUAGUGCUUCCACCAUAUAGAUUGUACCCAUCUAGAUCAUGAUCAAUUGAAGGGAGUGAGUGAGCAUUUGAAGAGUUGAAAUGCAUGGCAACGGUCAAGAAAUUACUUCUAGAAAAUUACUUCUAGACAAGCCAUCAGAAUUCAGAGAUGCAUGGCAGCAGGGGGACCAAUCUAAAUUGCCAUGAGAGGAAAAAGGUUUAUCCUCAUUCUUUUAGGUCAGCCAAUAAUGGUAACUGAUGAAAUACUGCACUUCCUACUGUACAUAGCAAUUAUGUAAAUGAUAUGCAAAACAAUGUAUGUUUCUGUUUUUAUUAUUUUCUAUAUUGUGACAUUAAAAUUGCAAAAAAAAAGUUUAUUCUCGCACGAGUAAGAGGAGGACAUGAUAUAUGUGACUCCUUGCCUAUACAGUAGAGAGGUUACAGAUAUCUCUUGAAUAAGCGCUUUAUUUCUGCUCACAGGGAGUUGAUAAAGCACAAAUGAGUGAUCUGAUGCUCACCUAACUGCAGAAAGCGUUGAGACAAUUAUAAUAAAGUGACAGUGGUGAACCACCUGUUCUGGUUAGAGUGCUGUAUCCACUUGGAGUCAGUGUACCCUGGGGCGGAUGGGGGGGUCCUUUCUCUCCCUGUACUCAUCUUUCUUUAAUUCUCUUACAUUCUUCCUUUCUCUCAGUAUGUAUUUUCCUGCUUUUAUUUUCCUGCUUUUUUUCUGGUGCCCCUAGAAAUGUCAUUGUCACGGAUCGCCUGUGGUUAGUUAUAAUUACACAUUUGAUGUUACUGACUAGAACAAGUUACAAUGAAAUGUCAGCAAAGUAGUACUACUGCAUGAGAAAAAAGCUAAAUUGUGUACAUUUUUCUUUGAAAAUCAAUUGUUUUGUCUAAUGGUUUUAUUUCUGCAUACAAAUGUAUGAGCACAACAGCACAGGUCUGAAAUGUUCUACAGUCUAUCACAGCAAUACUGUGCAUUUCCCCCUAUUUAGCAUCUGUAUAAACACCUGGUGUUAACCGUCUGAGGGAAAGUAUAGGAUUUCUACCUUUUGGUAUAGAACUUCCUAUAAAUGAUUGAUUAAAAAACAUUGGUUAAUA